Messenger RNA from Pediculus humanus corporis (human body louse), 1038 nucleotides. Its product is annotated as transcription factor hey, putative. Gene Ontology annotation, biological process: regulation of neurogenesis; anterior/posterior pattern specification; regulation of transcription by RNA polymerase II. Gene Ontology annotation, cellular component: nucleus. Gene Ontology annotation, molecular function: RNA polymerase II cis-regulatory region sequence-specific DNA binding; protein dimerization activity; DNA-binding transcription factor activity, RNA polymerase II-specific. Bases 1 to 1038 code for a protein of 345 amino acids. Lineage: Eukaryota; Metazoa; Arthropoda; Insecta; Psocodea; Pediculidae. The record is from RefSeq and is a predicted model, not a curated record. The transcript is spliced from 4 exons.
AUGGCCGAUGGACAUAAUUUAUGGGCUAGCAGCGGUUAUACCGUUAAUAAUCCAGCAGCGUGGGCUCCACCUCCCGUCAUACCUUCGGGUUCUUUACAAACUCAAAGGUACGAUCAAACACCGAGGCCCAUUAAAAGACACAUGAGCGAAAGUGACGAUUGCGAAGAUGUUUUUAGCGAAGAAUCUUCCAAAGAAAGGUGUUCGAGUCCUAGCGAGGAUUGUCAAAUGGGAUUUUCAAGGAAAAAAAGAAGAGGAAUAAUUGAAAAAAGACGAAGGGAUAGAAUAAAUUCAAGUCUUUCAGAAUUGAGACGUCUCGUACCGACAGCAUUUGAAAAACAAGGUUCGGCCAAAUUGGAAAAAGCCGAAAUACUCCAAAUGACAGUUGAUCAUCUUAAAAAUCUUCAUGCCAAAGGAUUGGAUGCUUUGGCCUACGAUCCUCAUAAAUUUGCCAUGGACUAUCACAGUAUAGGUUUUAGAGAGUGUGCAGCAGAAGUUGCUAGAUAUCUAGUCACGGUUGAAGGAAUGGAUAUUCAAGAUCCUUUGAGGUUAAGAUUAAUGUCACACCUUCAGUGUUUUGCAGCUCAAAGAGAACUUGCCUCGAAACAAGCUUCCACAGCUUGGAAUUACAAUUCGUACAGUGGCAUACACGAUUAUACUCCGACUAAUUCUUACGAGAUGUCGUCGUCGACGGCGCACCACCAAGCCAUAACUCCUCAUCACGUGCCCACAAUAUCAUCAACUCCGGUUUCGCACGUUUCCAACACUCCGAUAACAACACGACAACAACCGACAUCCAUUCAACAAUCGGAUAAUCGUUUGCAACCGACAGAAUCAUCUGAAACCAUGGUACGACACCAUACGGAAAACAUGAGCCCAGAUCGUCACCUUCAACAUUCCGAAACGAAUAGGCAAAUACAAAACAAUAUACAAACGACAAACUAUCAAAAUCCAUAUCCGGGAGGAUUUUCGCAACAAGGUUACAACACUUCCGGACAGGUAAAACCUUAUCGUCCUUGGGGUGCAGAAGUUGCUUAUUAA